Molecule: messenger RNA, 1423 nt
Organism: Aethina tumida (small hive beetle)
Lineage: Eukaryota; Metazoa; Arthropoda; Insecta; Coleoptera; Nitidulidae
Product: lipase 3
Exons: 7
Coding region: 32-1267 (411 amino acids)
Biological process (GO): lipid metabolic process
Molecular function (GO): hydrolase activity, acting on ester bonds
Source: RefSeq, a predicted model, not a curated record
CAAGACAAUUGAGGCACACGGUUUCAGUGCAAUGAAGACCGUUAUUAUCCUAUUUGGGUUUUGUUGUAUUCAGGUUGUUAUCGGUGCGAAAUGUAAUUUUUUGGAGAAGUGGAUCAGGCCAAAAAGAUUAUGCCAGUAUAAUCCAGAUGAAAUUUUAGACACGGUCCAAUUCGCAAGAAAACACGGCUACGAUGCAGAAUCCCACACUGUCCUCACCAAAGAUGGGUACCUUCUCACAUUGCACCGAAUACCCGGCCCUAAAUCCGGCAAACGAGGUGGCCAGCCAAUUUUCCUUCAGCAUGGUCUCCUUGCCAGCAGUUUCGAUUGGGUCGUCAACUAUAAUAUAUCUUUAGGUUUUAUUUUGGCUGACUUGGGUUACGACGUAUGGUUGGGGAAUGCUCGGGGCAACACUUAUUCCAAGGCUCACGUUUCUUUACCGACUGACAGUGCUGAAUUUUGGAAUUUUAGUUUUCACGAAAUGGCAAUUUAUGACCUUCCUGCAUCUUUAUCGUACGUUAGUAAUGUGACAAGACAAGGAGGAGAUAUUAUAUACAUUGGUCAUUCUAUGGGAACGACUAUGUAUUUUAUAUUUUCCUCGUUGAUGCCUGAAGCUGCCAGAGAUGUGAAAGUUAUGGUGGCAUUAGCACCUGUAGCUUAUAUGACACACAUUAAAACACCAAUUAGAUAUCUAUCCCCAUUUGUCAAUGAUGUUGAGUGGCUUAACAGAUUCUUCGGCCUGAACCAAUUCCUCCCCAACAACAGGAUAAUCAAGAUCCUAUCAGCAGAAUGCGAACGCAACAGUUGGGGAAGAGCAUCUUGUGAAAACAUAGUUUUCAUCUUGUGUGGAUUCGACAAGAAGGAAUUCAAUCACGAUAACUUAGGAGUGAUUCUUCAUCAUACCCCUGCAGGAGCAUCAACUAAAACCAUCCUGCAUUACGCCCAUGAAAUCAAGAACCAAGGCAAGUUCCAGCAUUAUGAUUAUGGGGCAGAUGGGAAUAAGAAACGGUACGGUACUGAAAAUCCGCCAGACUAUAAUAUAUCCAAUAUCGAAACGCCUAUUUAUCUCAUGUACGGACUCAACGAUUGGCUCGCCAGCCCUAUUGAUGUAUUAAGGCUGAGUUCCAAAUUGCCCCAUCUUAUUGGAAGUUAUGAAGUGAAAAUGGAUUCUUGGAAUCACGUUGAUUUUAUAUUUGGAAAAGAUGCAGACAAGAUGGUUAAUAAGCCUUUGUUGAAAGUUAUAUUCAAUUAUACAGCGAAUGAAUAUUAAAUCAAAUCAGAAAGUUGCAUACAAGAUGGUUAAUAAGCCUUUGCUGAAAGUUAUCAGUUUUGCAGCGAAUGAAUAUUAAAUCAAAUCAUCACACUUUUCUAACAUUUUAUACUUUUAUAUAUUUAAUAAAUCUGUGAUAAAUAUCCUUCAGAAAAA